CUGUUUGCCAACUGCCAUAAAGAAGAAGAAGAAGAAGAAGAAGGUUCAAAUAAAUAUUAGCUUGGGUGAUUUCAGAGUCAAUUAUGGAAGACGGCAUUUUGAUUUUAAGUUCAUAAAUGGAGUAUCGAAAAUACCUUACCACGGGUGCAGCAGUUCCUGCGCGAACAGCACGUCGAUGGAAAAGGUCAGCGGCAUGUUCAGGCUCCCCAAGGAGAAAAAAAGUAUGUGUUUCUGCUGUUACCCUAAGUGAUCCUGCACGCAUGUCCUGUGGUCCUGCACUCGACUCCCAUCAUCCUGGUCCUGCACUCGACUCACUUAAUCCUGAUCCUGCACUCGUCUCCUGUGGUCCUGCACUGAACUCACAUGGUCCUGAUCCUGAUCCUGCACUUGACCGACAUGAUCUUGCACUCGUCUCCUGUGGUCCUGCACUGAACUCACAUGGUCCUGAUCCUGAUCCUGCACUCGACCGACAUGAUCCUGCACUCGUCUCCUGUGGUCCUGCACUGAACUCACAUGGUCCUGAUCCUGAUCCUGCACUCGACCGACAUGAUCCUGCACUCGUCUCCUGUGGUCCUGCACUGAACUCACAUGGUCCUGAUCCUGAUCCUGCACUCGACCGACAUGAUCCUGCACUCGUCUCCUGUGGUCCUGCACUGAACUCACAUGGUCCUGAUCCUGAUCCUGCACUCGACCGACAUGAUCCUGCACUCGUCUCCUGUGGUCCUGCACUGAACUCACAUGGUCCUGAUCCCACACGCGUCCCCUGUGAUCCUGCACUUGUGUCGCCUGAUACUGAUUCUGCACUCAUUAGUACUAUAUCGGUCUGUGAAGAACCUCCACUCUCAUUCAUACCACCAGUCCACCAAACCUCAACAAACACUUCCUGUGCAUAUGGGCAGGUACGGCAAACUGCUACUGUCGAGGAUACAAGAAAACAGCAUGAGUUGCUUCUUCUUGCUUUAAAACUCAAGCAUGGACUGACUGAUGAAGCUUUAGAAGACACACUUAAAGUUGUUAACGUUAUAAGUCAGAGGCAUGCUGUGUCAUCUACCAAACAUCACUUUUACAAAACUUUUGAUGACUUGAAAAGAAAUAUUCAGUUUCACUACAUGUGGUUUUAUUAACAAAGUUCGGGAGAAGCACGAUCAGAUAAUCAUCCAAUUUGGCACAGGUGCAUCUCGUCUAGCUAAUCAUCUUAAAUAGCACGC
Carassius auratus (goldfish) is the source of this 1208-nucleotide messenger RNA. Its product is annotated as coagulation factor V-like. Lineage: Eukaryota; Metazoa; Chordata; Actinopteri; Cypriniformes; Cyprinidae. The transcript has 4 exons. The coding region runs from base 117 to 1124 and encodes 335 amino acids. The record is from RefSeq and is a predicted model, not a curated record.